Felis catus (domestic cat) is the source of this 1945-nucleotide messenger RNA. It is a transcript of the gene PRRG2, whose product is annotated as proline rich and Gla domain 2. The coding region runs from base 761 to 1366 and encodes 201 amino acids. Gene Ontology annotation, molecular function: calcium ion binding. Lineage: Eukaryota; Metazoa; Chordata; Mammalia; Carnivora; Felidae. The transcript has 7 exons. Gene Ontology annotation, cellular component: extracellular region. The record is from RefSeq and is a predicted model, not a curated record.
GGCACGAGUAUAGAGCACGCUUAGUAUACACUAGGCAUUUCCCAGGGCGGACGAUUUACUGCUUAUGUCCAGGCUUUGCGUCUCUGCAAGUCUGAAUUGAAGGAUUAACCACUUCCUCUAGAGAUCGGGAAGCUCACUUCCCCAAGUAUAUUAGCUACUUUUCUUGCUGCGUGUUGAGAGACAAUUGAGAAGGGACAACUCCCCUGUCUCCAAUUUAUAAGGAGAGCAAGUGAGAAAUCGGAAGUCAAAGUCCUUCAAAUCACCUCAGAAAACGGGAAUUUACUACAGCAACGACCACCUACCCCCAGGGACCAAGGCAUACAUUUCCCACCAGUUUCUAGACAUGUAGGCAUCUGGACACCUAGACAUUUAUUUCCCUAGCUCACCCAGGCAAGCUUCCAUCCCAGGGGACAAACAAGGGAAGAGGUGCAUAUCCAAUCCCCUAAGUGCCUCCACGGUGUCGGUGUCGGGAACCCUGGCGUCCCUACAAGGCUCUGGACCUUAGGCCCUUCAUCCUAAGGUCCCUUUAAAUACUUUGUCCCUUACCUGAGUCCCGCCCAGGACAGGUAAUCACAAACCCCGCCCCUCUGCCAGAAACCGGGAUCCGUCUGAUUACAGGGAGAGGGGCACCCCUCCUUUCACUCCCCUCCCCUCUCCCCUAUCCCCCAUUCACAGCUGGCCUUAGCUGGCCUGGCCCAGGAAGCCCCAAUUAAAGAAGAGGGGACAGUCGCUCACAGGUCUGGGCAGGUGUUCGUAAAAUAUGAGGGGCUCCCCCUCUCUGCUGCUUCUGUACCUGGGAUUGACCACCUGCUUGGACACCUCACCCAGUGGGGACCAAGACCCAGAAGUCUUCCUGGACUCCCCAGAAGCCCAGAGCUUUCUAAGAAGCCGUAGCCGGAUUCCACGAGCCAAUCACUGGGACCUGGAGCUCCUCACACCAGGGAACUUGGAACGGGAGUGUCGUGAGGAGCGGUGUUCCUGGGAGGAGGCACGGGAGUAUUUUGAGGACAACACUCUGACGGAGCGCUUUUGGGAGAGCUACAUCUACAAUGGCAAAGGAGGGCGUGGACGUGUGGAUGUAGCAGGCCUGGCGGUGGGGCUGACAUCGGGCAUCCUGCUCAUUGUCCUGGCCAGCUUGGGAGCCUUUUGGUAUCUGCACUGCCGACGACGGGGUAGAGGCCAGCAGCCCUGUCCCCAAGAGGCUGAGCUCAUUAACCCCCUGAGUCCCCUGGGCAAUGUAGGCCCCCCGACGCCCCUGCCUCCACCGCCACCCCCAGGUCUCCCCACCUACGAGCAGGCGCUGGCGGCCUCUGGGGUGCACGACGCACCUCCGCCCCCUUACACCAGCCUCAGGAGGCCUCGCUGAAGAGCUGUUUCAGAGCUGGUGUUCCCCAGAUUCACAGCGGAUUCCAGAGCCCCCAGGCCUCUUAAACCACGUAGCUGAGCUUGAGGAGUGGUGGGAGUAGUGGUCGUCCGGCCCGAGGCCUACCCUGGCACACGUGUUUCCGCCAAGUACGGAUACACGCGUAUCCCCGGCCAACGUGUUCCCUCGUCCCGGGUUACUCGCGGGCCCCCACGCUCUCCUGACGGUGGGGGUACCCGGCAGCCCCGCCCCCCGGGGGUAGGCUUGCGUGGAAACUCGGACCCCGGCGCGUGGGCCCGGUGUACCGACUCGCGUGAGUGAGCAGGUGUGACAAGGCCAUCGCCCUCCCGUGCUACGGGCCACACACACGCGCAUGUUUUCGUGUGCUCUCCUUGCACGCACACGGGCGCUCUGCAAUCCAGGGAAAGGGUGGGGGGCAUAUUUGCAAGUGUGCUCUUUGGGGUCAGGCUCGCAUUGCACCGGGAGACUGGAGUUGUGCUUCUCUCGUAAAUUACAAUGCUUUUGUAAAAGAGACAAAAAGUGAACGCAAAAAAUAAAAAAUAAAAAUCAAACUGAACUGCA